This is a messenger RNA of Atta colombica, 1682 nucleotides long. RefSeq lists its product as uncharacterized. Lineage: Eukaryota; Metazoa; Arthropoda; Insecta; Hymenoptera; Formicidae. The record is from RefSeq and is a predicted model, not a curated record. Gene Ontology annotation, cellular component: cytoplasmic vesicle membrane. Bases 78 to 1682 code for a protein of 534 amino acids. The transcript is spliced from 5 exons.
UGGCGAUUAUGUCAAAACAUUGCGCUAGAUCCGAUUGCGUUUGACUCGAAACGACAACGAGGAUAUUCAUUGACGAGAUGGCUCGCAACAGCAAGAAGAAACUCGCGAUAUUCAUGGGUACAUCGAAGUGUCUCAUUUAUGCAGAAGCAAAGUACUGUGCCUCUGAUAUGCCUGGAGAAAUAAAAUACUAUGAAUGUUCAAGAACAGAAUAUUGUUGUGCUUUUGGUUGUUGUGUGUCACCUGGAUUUCAUUUCCAUCACUUGUGGUAUUACUGGAUCCUGGUUAUAAUCAUGUUCUUGGUCUGUUCUGGUGGUGGUUGGUGGUACCGAUACUGGUUGCAAGGCAGAUACAGAGCAGCAGCUUCGGCUAUUCCAACUCGCUCUUCUACCACUAGAUCGCAAAGUUCUCUUCGUAAUGCAUCUUGUCAAGCGCAGCAAGCUCGUAUUACAUACAAUUCAGCGAGAAAUACCGUCCUAUUACAUCGUAUGUGGAAAGGCCCUCAGAGAAAUACAGCGGCGCCAGCAUAUAACGGUAAUGCGACCACAUCGACACACUAUCAGAAUAUGAACGUUGUAUUAAAUGAUGCCAAUUGCCCUUAUUAUCAAUUAUACGGUCCUCCGCCUAGUUAUGAGACAGUGAUAGCGCAAACGCGUGGCAAAAUCUCAAAUCCGGCAUCGCCAGAGUCGUCUGCCGCCCGGUUGAAUCUACAAACGGCGAAUGUGAUACCAAAUCCGAGUGUACCACAGUGUUUUUUCUAUAGCUGCAAUUCUCCGGCGAGAUUGGUGGACGGUAAUUCGAGUCAAUGUCAAAGUGAUACCACGAAUGCUCAUCAACUUGAUAGUCAUGAGAAUGUUCCUUUCGCGCAUUUUUCCCAAUAUUGCACCACGAACAGUGCGGUUGGUCAAAACAUGUGCGUUCCUUUGGAAUAUCCAGAAGAAUCGAUCGCGUCCGGGGGAAAUAAUUUCAGUUGUAAUUAUCAGAAUAGUCCGCAUCGAUUACCAGGAUAUCCAACAGAUAGAUUGCCCAAUGUGUCGGAUGCGGAAAACGUGGCUCGUGGCUACGAGAUUCCGAGUACCGAACAUGCGAUGCUCAAUAUUGACGCUGCGACUAGCAGCUAUGGAGAAUGUAAUCCUUGGCAUGAAAAUGAUCAAUCUGUACGAGUCCAUGGUAAGAUUACCAUGCAGGAUGAAACUCGAACAUCUCAGAAGAGAUGCAUGACGACCACAGAUAUGCACACUCUCUCGCCUAAGGAGAGCAGAAGCGAGAAUGAAUUGAAGCGUACGUUUAACGUAGUUCCUGUAAUGCAGAGAAACUUUCCGAGAGGACGUACGAAUUAUGGCGGUUCCUUGCGAUUACCGCGUAAACACACCGGUAUCAUUUACCAAGGUGAUGGCUUCCAAAAUGUUCUCCUCAGAGAUUCGUCGAAUGCUUCCCAACGGAGCACUUUUAAUUCUGCUCAGACAGCAGCAUCCGAAAGCGCGAGUUUUCUGGAACGAGAUGCGAAUUCUUCUCAAUCAAAUCCAUCCAAUAAUGUGAUAUUAAAAUCCUUUAUUUUUGAAAAUGUGCAAUUGCCUCCAAGCGAAAAUGUCGAGGAGGCCCGCGGUCUUCGUACAAUGAAUCGGAAUAUAAACUUUGAUCUUGAAAGUAAACACAAAUUAGACAGAUCAAAGUCAUUAGACUGA